UGUCAUGGCAGCAGUAAGCAGUAAGCUAGCUGUUAGCUAGCUGUUAGCUAACUGUUAGCUGCGGUCUUUAAACAGGGACACAUCAGAGAAGCUGCCUUCACGUGCCACGUUCUGUUGACACCGGAAGUGUCUGAGAGCUCGUCCUCACCGCGAUGGCGCCGAAGAGUAAGAGUAAGAAGCCCGGGAAGAUGAAGUCCUCUGCGGUGGUGGACUGUCUGUCCACGGAGGACAUGUCCAAGGACCAGCUGGAGGAGCACGUGGCUCGUCUCCGGGAGGAGCUGGAGCGCGAGCGGGAGGAGAGGAGCUUCUUCCAGCUGGAGAGAGACAAGAUCCAGGCCUUGUGGGAAACGUGCAGGAGAGACGUGGAGCAGGUGAAGGACGAGCUGAGGCACCGGCACCGGGAGAGAGACGAGGCUCAGCAGCGCCACCGAGUGGAGAUCAGUGUCUACAAGCAGAAGCUGAAGCACGUCCUGUCUGAGCAGCACAACAUGGUCUCCGAGCUAAAGAUGGACGCCGCCGCCUCCGCAGCACUGGUCCAGAACCAGCAGGCGGAGGCGGAGCUGGAGCUGCGCCGCGCCGCGCUGCCGGCGGACGCCAGCGAGAAGACGCUCCGCAACAAGGAGGGCAUCGAGGAACUCAAACUGAAACACCAGGUGGCGCUGCUGGGGCUGACAAACGACUACGACAGGAGAAUCAGAGAUCUGGAGGUGAAGUUUAACAAGAGGAUGCAGGCGACCAUGGAGGUGGAGGAGAGGAAGCGGAGGUCAGAGGUCAACGAGCUGCAGGACAGGAUGGACGCUCGGGUGGUGGCGCUGGUGGAGGAUCACGGCCGCGCCCUCAGGCGGGCGGAGGAGUAUUACUCCAGCAUUCAGAACAAAGUGCUGGCGGACGAGAAGGUGCUGAAGGAGGAGGCAGCAGAGGUGCAGAAGCAGCUGACGCGAGUGUCCAAUCAGCUUUCAGUUGCUCAGCGUGAAAACAAGCGUCUGCGCGAGUGUCUGCAGGAAGCCGAGCAGACGCUGCCCGAGCUGCGGCUGCAGCUGCACCAGUACAACCAGUCCAAGGCCAAGCUGGUGAAGUCCGGAGCUCGAGCGAAGGUGGCUGAGAAGGAGCUGUGGGAUCUGACCAUCGAGCACGAGCUGCUGCUGCAGGCCUUUGAGAAGGUCCAGAAGGAGCGUGACGAGCUGCUGAGGAAGCAGAGGGAGGUCAUCAUGGAGCUGCAGCAGAGGAGCGGCCUGAAGCAGCUGCUGCUGGAGAAGAAGCUCUCUGCUCUGACUCAGACUGUGGAGACCAAGGAGGCUCAGCUCUGUGGAGCGCUCUCCACCGCCGCCGCCGCAGGAAGCAGCGCCGCAAACAGACUGAAGGAGACGUUGGAGUCCAAACACGUGACUGUCGGUGCGUUGGAGGAGGAGCUGGCUGGAGAGCGUCAGGAGUACGAGCAGCUGCUGCAGAGCUGCACCGAGCGGCUCCAGGCUCUUGGCGUCCCUCAACAGGACUUCAGGCCCGCGGAGCAGAUGUGACCGGGCCGAGCCCAGAACUCCGACCUGAAGGCAGCGAUGACUGAUGAUGAUCUGGUUCCUUCAAGAAAGAGUUUUUUCUUGAAACUGAUUGUGGCCACAAGAGGCUGAAGCUACAACUUCUCCUCUGUAACCAGGAAACCAACUGGAGGGACAUUCCACAAACUAAACUUUAACCUUUUAAAUCAGGAGUUUGAGAGUUUAGAGGAUCAGACUGAAGGAACAAGCCCCCCCCCCCCCCACCCAUUAUGGUCUGUUUGACUCUAAAUCAUCAUAAUUCUCUAAUUGAUCAUCAGCUGUUAGAGGAAGACGUGAAACUAGAGACUGAGACAGAAACUCCUGAG
This is a messenger RNA of Platichthys flesus (European flounder), 1858 nucleotides long. RefSeq names its product dynein regulatory complex subunit 4-like. The record is from RefSeq and is a predicted model, not a curated record. Gene Ontology annotation, biological process: flagellated sperm motility. Gene Ontology annotation, cellular component: motile cilium; microtubule; Golgi apparatus. Gene Ontology annotation, molecular function: microtubule binding; small GTPase binding. The transcript is spliced from 11 exons. The coding region runs from base 153 to 1517 and encodes 454 amino acids. NCBI's taxonomy places the organism in Eukaryota, Metazoa, Chordata, Actinopteri, Pleuronectiformes, Pleuronectidae.